Molecule: messenger RNA, 4498 nt
Organism: Patella vulgata (common limpet)
Lineage: Eukaryota; Metazoa; Mollusca; Gastropoda; Patellidae
Exons: 2
Coding region: 1044-3221 (725 amino acids)
Biological process (GO): G protein-coupled receptor signaling pathway
Cellular component (GO): membrane
Molecular function (GO): G protein-coupled receptor activity
Source: RefSeq, a predicted model, not a curated record
UAUAAUUGAAUACAGUCUAAUAGCUCAAAUAUUGAUACACAAAUUGUGAACUAUUUAUUUCUGAAUAGGAUCUCUUGAUUUGUUUUUAAAGACACGAUGAGUUGAUGAAAUUAAUUAUAUAACUGUGCAUUGUGUGUAGGCCUAUAUUGUGUGUAGGCCAAUAUUUAAAUAGUUUUUAAUCAAUAGUGGGCUGUACAUAACUUGUGAAAGAUACGACUAAGUGAAUGUUAAGGAAGGGAGAUGACGAUUUAAAGACAGUAAUAUUGUUUUUGUCAUCACGGACGUUACCAGGGUCACAACAGGAACUCAUCGGAGAUUUGAGACUAUUAGGAUGCUGAUCUGAAAAGUUCACAAGAACGUCUGGAUGCGCGGGAAUAUAAACAUAACAAUAUAAUAUUUAUAACUGUAUCUAUUUCUAUUAAACGACACAGGCAGGGGUGUAGAAGGACGAAUUGCACCACAAAACACAUAUAAAAGAAAAGCAUAAAUGUUCAUCGCGUGGAAGGAAAUAUUUAAAAGUGACAUCCAGAAUGACUGAAUAUAUACUGAUUCAUACUGAGGGCUUCAUGAAAAAGGAAAUGAACUCGAGUGGUUUCGGUUUUAGUAAUAUUCUCUUGAAUUUCAUUCAUAAAACAAAAUACACAACGUAAAAAUCAUCGUUUGCCAGAGAACAAUGUAAAUCAAAAUCUUCCGUAUAUCUCAAAAUUCAGGAUGCUGUUAUUAAUUCUGCUUGUCGAUGAUUCUUAUUUUGUAAAAAUGAUGAAUUACAAAGAAUCCAAUUUCAAGAGAUGAGGAAGAAUUUGAUAAACUAAGUGGUUACAGGCCAUACAACUCUUGUCGUGAGCUGAGUGAACAAGUGACUUAAUACUGUCUGGAUUUAAUAUCAACAACGAUCAGCUUUCAUCAUCCAAAUGUUUUAAAAACCGAACAGAAAAAAACAACAACAAUUAAACUAAGUUACCAGAUUGCUUAACAGUGUGAAAUUACGGUUCGUCUGGAGUUAAACUAUAUUAACAACGAAAAAAAACUUUGAUCAUCCCAAAAUGGUGAGCAAUGCCUACACUGAUGUGGAUCAAAUCCCGGUGUUUCUGUUUAUCGUUGCUAUGAUGUGUAUCAGUCUCUUUGGUAACGGUAUCACGUGUUUUAUCUAUGGAUAUAAAUUACGUCAGACAGUAACGAGGAAUUUUAUAUUUACAUUAUCAAUGUUGGAUCUGAUGUCAUCCAUUAUCUGUAUGCCGCUCGAGAUUUAUAUUGUAGCGGAAAUAACAACAUUUAAAUAUUCGGAACUGUGCAAGUUUUCCCGCUACAUAACAUACGUGUCGCACUCAUCAACGUCGCUUGUGUUGCUAGCCAUCGCAUUGGAUCGGUAUUACAAAGUGUGUCGCCCCUUGCAGCCAUUUUUCAAUGUUCGAACAUCACGAAUUUACUGCUCAAUUGCUAUUUUGUUUUCGUUUCUGUUAGCGUGGCCUUCUAUUGUUCUUUACGGCACGAAAUCGGUGCCAGAAAUUAACGGUACCACGUGCUCAAUAUCCGAGGACAUGACAACCACGUGGUAUCCUCUCGCCUUCUACAUUUUGUACACUUUGUGUUUUUUGUCAGUGGCUCUAUCCAUGUCAAUUAUCUACGUGCGGAUUAUAAAACAGAUGAGGUUUCUGAAAAAGAAACAGACGAUAAGACGAAGUCGGGAAACGUUAAGACAAAGCCCAAAUAAAGCUGAAGAUGGUCCAAGCGUCGGCCAUGACGAAUCCACGACAACUAGAGAUCACGUGACAAAACGUACCAGCGAAGAAGGCGGUGAUACUGGGGGACGUCAACUACGAUUUGUGGAGGGAACGGGGAGUCUCUCUAGACCUGUUCGACUGCCAACCGAGGAACACAUUACGGGUGACGUUUCUGGCCCCGAAAACUCUCUGGAUAGCCCACCUAUUUCUGAAGAUAGUGGAACGAACACUGAUGACCACACUUCCGGUAAUAGGGCUGAUCAUUCCCAUUGUUAUCAAAAUAGCAAAGCUCAUCCCGAGGAUCUUCCGUCAAAUUCUGAUUGUGACCCGACUCACUCCGGGGAGUGCUCGCCCACUUCUGAUUGUAGAACGGAUCACUCAAAGGAACUCCUGUCAAAUUCCGAAUGUAGUGCAAAUCAGUCCGGGGAACUCCAGCCAACUUCUGAUUGUAAUGAGGAUCACCCCAAGGAACUUUUGUCAAAUUCAGAAUCUAUUGUAAGCCACUCUAAGGAUAAUGCUUUGAAUUCCGAACGUAGUGCAAGUCACUCUUCCGAACACCCGUCAUGUUCCGAAUGCAGUGCUAGUCACUCUACGCAGCUCCUGUCAAAUUCGGAAUUCAGUGCGAUUAAUUCCGAGGAACCUCCGCCAGAUUCCGUAAACAAGGUCGAUAAUCCAGCCCAAGUUCCUAGUAUAUCGGUUCAAACUAACACCCAUGGCUCCGAGAGUGGUGAUGACUCUACGGACGAUAAUCAAAUAAGUCCGGUUGCCCUACCCAGAACUAGGGCAAAAAUAAGCAAGGGCGCGCGGAGAUUAUCGGACAAAAUUUUGAGAAGAGACUCGAGUAAAAAAACAAAUAAAAAGCAGAAACAAUCCGUGGGAAUUGGAACAAUACCCAUAAUCCUUGUAGAUCAGGUGGAUGGAGAUCCGAGAGAAAGUAAAAGUAGACAAAAAUGUGAGCCAAUGUGCGCAAUAAAUCACCUGUUCAUCCAUGAUGAUCCUAGUAGCACCCAGAUGGAAUCUGAAACUUCUGGCCACGGUACACUCACCGAUUCCGAAGACGAAAGGAAUGUUGAAGCACCAAAUACGCGUUUUUCGUUCACUCGGAAAAAUAAAGUCCCGAAAAUGGACUCUUUGGACGUUCCACAACAACAAGUCGAUUCUCAGAAAAACAAUACCAGAUCAACAAGAUUUAAAUCUAUUUAUAAACCAGGAAAGACAACUCGUAUGCUUCUUACAGUGACUAUUCUUUUUUUCACGAGCUUUCUACCAUUUUUUAUCAUCGUCAUUCUCCGGACACGAUUAGGGGUUGAGUUCUUCUUCACCUUAAACCACGCGGAGUUCGUUUUCGUCGGAAUCUUUAUUCGGUCCUACCUAGUGAGUAACGCCUCUAACCCCAUAAUUUACGGCUUUCUUAACGACAAUUUUAGGAAUCAAGUGAAAAAACUUUUAAGUGGAAAGCUUCGUAGUUAUAGACCUAAUUCAAGUCGUGUUGUUAGAUGAAUAAUAUCUGAAUCGUACUGUAAUAUAAUUCAAGCCGUGUUAUUAGAUUAAUACGCUCUGAAUCGUGCUGUAAUAUAAUUCAAGCCGCUUUAUUAGAUUAUAACUCAAAUCCAAAUCUUACUCAAUCUGAUUAAAACACAGAUCCUUAUUCAUGAAAUCCUUAAAAUCGAUUUUAACAAAUUUUAAAUUACAUUCGAUGUUUAAGAGAUUGGUGUGUUCGUGAAUAAGGGCCGCGUCAUAAAUUAUUAUGAAUACAAUCCUAAAGCGAGGCGAAGCGUAUAUACUAUUAUCUAAAACCGCACAUAAUCUUAAAACGAGAUAUUAAAUAUUCAAAGAUAUUAACCAAAAACCGCGUUUUAAGACACAAUAAAACAACACCCAAACCGCGCUAUAUAAGUACCGCGGUAUAAGAUUUCAUAAAUACAAACCAAAAAUCGUGUUAUACAGAUAUCAUUGUAAUUAUGAAAUAAAACCGCGUAAUAAAAAAAAAUAAUUUCUGACUAACAAUCACAUGUUUGCAUGUGUUUACCUGGGGGGGGGGCUGAAUAUAUAUUUAAUAUUUAUAGAAACCUUGUUGAAAAUCGUUGGCCUUCCCGUUUAAAUAACUUCGCUAUAAAACUGUCUAUUUCUGAAUAUAUAUAAAAUGUAUAUGGUAUAAGUUCCCAGGGGAGGUAACGUACUUCUUUGGAUGCAGACCACCAAAUUUGUUUUUGUUAUUGUGUUAAUUCUUGUCUCGUAAACGUGCCCUUAACAACGAUAUUCUUACGUCUCACUAGACAACAACGAUAUUCUUACGUCUCACUAGACAAUAAAUUCACCAAAUAUCGCCAUUGAAAGUCAGUGGGUUUAGGACUUUGGUUUAAUGGCGGGCUAUAAAUUAACGGGAAAAACAUUCGUGAAUAUCGAGAUAGGGGAGGUAACUGGUGGACUGCCUCCAUUUUAAGCCCAGCUUACAAUCCGCCAUACGUGUUUUGACACGAACGGGUCGUAGAGUUUGGUAGCUCGCAGACCAGUCUGCGAUCUUCUACGGUGCCGAACACACGCAAGUGACGCGUAAGUCUCACGUACGGGUUUAUUCAACUUUUCCCCGUAGACUGCCCAUAGUAGCACGCAUCGCGGAUUGUGAGCUGAGCUUUAAAUAAAUAUUGGUGCAUGAUUUAGAGAUUAUGUAUAUUAUAAUGUUAUGCAUGUACGUUCUUAAUCUACUAAACUAGAAUCUGUCUGGGAGCAGACCUUGGGAUAUACAAUAAAAACAAUAAUUUAUAUAUCUUCACAAA